UGGUACCCAAGAGACACUUGAAGUGGCUUGUCUCUACAGAAUUCGCUGACUCGUCCCCUCUUACUCUUUCUGGCGCUGGAGGAAUAGUUGCGUCGGUGUGUCCAUGUGAUUGCGAGUGAUGAUGUCCCUGUGGGUGUGUAUAUUCCUCCCUGUGCUCUCUGCGGCCCAACGGUCAGAGCCCAUGUUCUCAGCGGUCACAGAGACCAUGCUUCCUCCGGACUAUGACAACAAUCCCACCCAGCUCAACUACGGAGUGGCUGUCACCGACGUAGACAACGAUGGAGAUCUUGAGAUGUUUGUAGCCGGGUACAAUGGUCCCAACCUGGUUCUGAAGUACGACAAGCAGAGGAAGAGACUGGUCAACAUUGCUGUUGACAACCGUAGCUCCCCUUUCUAUGCUCUGAGAGAUCGCCAAGGCAAUGCCAUCGGAGUGACAGCCUGCGACAUUGAUGGAGACGGAAGAGAGGAGAUCUAUGUGCUCAAUACCAACAACGCCUUCUCAGGUCGUGCCACCUACUCUGAUAAGCUCUUUAAGUUCCGUAAUGGCCGGUUUGAAGAUCUGUUAAACGACGAUAUUAACGAACACCGCGAUGUAGCCAACCGCUUGGCUGGACGAUCUGUAGCCUGCAUAGACCGAAAGGGUACAGGUCGUUAUGCCAUCUACAUAGCUAACUAUGCUAGUGGUAACGUGGCUCCCCAUGCCCUGAUAGAAAUGGAUGAAGCUGCCAGUGACCUCUCCCGAGGCAUCAUCGCCCUGUCCAACGUCGCAGAGCAGGCUGGAGUCAACAAGUUCACAGGUGGCCGUGGUGUGGUUGUAGGUCCCAUUGUUAGCCAGUACUUGUCUGACGUGUUUUGUGAUAACGAGUACGGACCUAACUUCCUGUUUGUAAACAAUGGAGAUGGAACCUUCACUGACGUGGCUCAGCAGGCAGGUGUGGAAGACCCUAUGCAGCACGGUAGGGGGGUGACUUUGGCUGACUUCAACAGAGACGGAAAGAUGGACAUUGUCUACGGAAACUGGAACGGGCCACAUCGACUCUACCUACAGCUGGGCAACAACCGCAAGCACAGGUUCAAGGACAUAGCGUCUCAGAAGUUCUCCAUGCCGUCUCCGGUGCGUACGGUCAUCGCUGCAGACUUCGACAACGACAACGAACUAGAGGUGUUCUUUAAUAACAUUGCUUACAGAGGGUCGUCAUCCAACAGACUGUUCAGGGUAACUAGGAGAGAACAUGGGGACCCCCAGAUUGAGGAGCUGAAUGUGGGGGAGGCAGCCGAGCCAGAAGGACGAGGAACAGGGGCGGCAGUGACAGACUUUGAUGGAGACGGUCGUCUGGACCUGCUGAUAUCUCAUGGAGAGAGUGCUGCACAGCCUCUCUCUAUCUACAGAGUCAACCAGGGCUCCACUAACUCGUGGCUGCGCGUUAUCCCUCGUACCCAGUACGGGGCGUAUGCCCGGGGGGCUAAGGUAGUGGUCUACACUAAGAGAAGUGGUCCACACACACGCAUCAUCGACGGGGGCUCCGGAUACCUCUGUGAGAUGGAGCCUGUAGCACACUUUGGGCUCGGUAAAGACAUAGCCACUAAUGUUGAGGUGUACUGGCCAGAUGGGAAGUCAAUAGCCAGGCCUCUGGAACCAAGUGAGAUCAACUCUGUCCUGGAGAUCCGGUAUCCCAGAGAGGAGGAGGAGGGCACACCUGAAAUAGAGAUAGAGUGUGGCCAAGGGUUUGCUAUGAAUGAGAAUGGCCGGUGCACAGAUAAGGAUGAGUGCACCCAGUUCCCCUCUGUGUGUCCCACUGACCGUCCUGUAUGCACUAACACCUAUGGCAGCCACAAGUGUCGUGCCAAUAAGAGGUGCAACCAGGGCUUUGAACCCAACGAUGAUGGAUCGGCCUGCGUGGCUCAGGUAGCUUACUUUGGGGGGACACGCUCUUCGGGGGUCCGAAGAUGGGCCGGCUUCUCUCUCUGGCUUCUUUCUCUCUCUCUGCUGCCUCUCCUCUCCUCCCGUCUGCAAACCGGACUACUGUAGCUGCUACACACUUCCUCUCCACUUCACUCUGGAACCUUCCCUCCUUCGCUCUCCUCCCUCUCUCUGGGGGAGUGUACAGUGACUCUCGAAAACAAACUGAACAUGAAAGUCUCUUCUCUAUCUUCAUUCCUCUGGAAAAUGAACUGCUCAUGGAAGCAUCUACCAUCUUUUCACUCGUCCUGAAACAAACGGAUCAUAGAACUCACUCCCUCUCUUCACUCUCAAAAUGAGCUCUCCAUGAACAUUUCUUAUUCUCUUCACUCCUCUCAUACAUAACAAAUCAUGGACUUCUCUUCCUCCUUUCUUCACUUGUUCAUGGACUUUUCAUGGACUUCUGUUUGUCAACACUUAGCUCCCAGCCCCCUCUGAACUGUAGAAUUACACACACACACACACACUGGGAGCAUGCUGCUGUGAGUUAAGGAGUUAACAACGAGCUGCAGAGUCCUUCACACCACCUCAUCAGCUGGACUAGCCUUGGACUUCAGUGUGUCUGCGUCUAUAUAUCGCACACUAUUCCCUCUAGAAUGCACCGGUACAUAUCUGGGUCAUGUUCAAAAGGACACACCAUAGAAAAAAGUUUCCAUAUAUUAAUACCUCUGCAUUUCACUCUGUUCCAAAACAUUUAUUUCG
Molecule: messenger RNA, 2662 nt
Organism: Oncorhynchus nerka (sockeye salmon)
Lineage: Eukaryota; Metazoa; Chordata; Actinopteri; Salmoniformes; Salmonidae
Gene: crtac1b
Product: cartilage acidic protein 1b
Exons: 15
Coding region: 119-2029 (636 amino acids)
Biological process (GO): axonal fasciculation
Molecular function (GO): calcium ion binding
Source: RefSeq, a predicted model, not a curated record